AUUGUGGCUGAAAUAGAGUUAUGAACUGUGCCUGCUGUGGUGGUGGCUCCUCCCAAUGCUCACCCCCCGGUGAGGUCGGUGACUCGGUGGGGUGAAGUAUAUAAGGCGCGCCACUAAAAAAAAAAAUAAUAAUAAUAAAUAAAUAAAAUAAAUACCUAGGCGUGCCACACAUAAAAUGUCCUCCUCAUUGCCACCUCCAGUGAAUAAUAAAAACACAUAUUUGUAAUAAUACCUCGGUAUGAACAUAAACGAAUAUAUUAAUAAUUUCAGACAUUUAAAGAUUAACGGUACUACAAUUCCAAUAUGAGGAAACUUGGCUCAAAGAAGUAUUGAUUCCAUAUAUAAAUUAAAGGUUAAAGGUCAAGACCAUUGGACGUGCCUAAGAUGAAUUAAGGGUUACACCCAAGAGUACCAGGCAGCGUGCCACUCGGCCCCACAGAGCCAACUGCUGCUAUCGAUCUCAGAAUCCUGCAGGCGCUGCCACACACUGCUGGCAAUUCAAUGGUCAAUUUUGUGUCUAGGCGAGGCUUGAUUACUGCUAUUAAAAAGAUGACGACAAAUAAUACGGUAGUAGUUUUUACAUUAAUUUCCGUCUAUAUCUCGAUUGAAAGUAUUAUCGGAAAUAAAGUGUGAAUGGGAGAGAUUAAGGUCAACGCGUGCGCAGCAAGGUCUGCCUGAGGAGACAGAGUGAGGCGCUCUCCGCCUUCCUCAAGCCAAAACUCACUGCGCUUCACUCCAAAUUGUGUCACACUCAGUGCUUGGACUACCGUGAAAACCACUGCAGAGGUGAUUAGUGUUCGCGCCAUCCAGUGACGGCAGCCAGGAAGUGUCCGCACCACCUCGCCUUCCCUUAAACUUGGCUCUUGGUAUCGACCCGGGUUCUCGUGAGAGUUAUCUUUCCCCCACAAGAGAUCAAGCCAGAGGCUUGCAGCCUCUCCUCAGGCUGAGUUAGGUCUGGGAAUACAAUCCUCGAUGCUGUUAGAACAAAACAUUUAGCAGCUCAUAAGUCCUCCUCCCCGUGAUAGUCAGAGGACGCCAUUUCUUAACUACAAAAUGGACUCCGUUCGGAACGACAACUACCAAGGUUAUGGCAUGGGGCAGCAACAGCAGCAGCAGCAAGGUGGAGGGCAAUUCUACAUAGAUCCAGCUAAUGCGCCGCAGAAACCCCCUCAUGGUAUGUCUGUCGUGCCUGGGUCGCGGCCCUACGUGGAUCCUGAGGCCCAUGGUGAGGUUGAUCCCACAGCCUACCCAGAGCCCAAGGAAUCCACCCACAAGAUCCGCGGGCGAUCAGACUUCAUCGAUAUGUUCUGUAACAACGUGAACCAGGAAUUACUCAUCGCUAAGACCUUCUACUUCUUCUUCUUUUCUGCCUUCGGUUCACUCUUCCCUCUGAUGGCUGUGUACUUCAAACAAAUGGGCAUGAACCCCUUCCAGACCGGCGUGCUCAUCGGUAUCAGGCCAUUCGUGGAGUUCAUUGCCGCUCCAUUCUGGGGCUCCAUCGCCGACAAGUUCCAGAAGGGCAAGACCAUGUUGCUGUGUGCUGUGGGUUCAUGGAUCCUCUCCACCCUCGCUAUUGGUUUCAUCCAGCCUGCAGCCACCUCCUGCGUCAGCUUCAAUGGAACACAUCAUAUUCUUGAGGUUCCCUACGCUAGGCCUAUGCACAAAAGAAGCGUGACUCAAGAUGACUUCUUCAUCACCAACCCCGAGCUCGACGAGGCUUUCAUGGGUGUGAAUCUUCCUGUCGCCUCCAACGAGCACUUUACCUCCCCGGGCAUGAGGAUGGGCGAAACAUUCCAGUGGGAUAGCAUUCCUCUCAGUAUGCCAAGUAUUGCGAAAAGGAGGAGGAAGAGAGACGAGACGCCGCUUCCCCCUGAUCACGUCACUGGCAAGUCACCCCACGUCGUCCACUACACCGUGAACUUCGACCAGUUUCAUGGAAAUGAGGAGGAACUGCUCUCUCCUCCUUUCUCAAGCAUCGUGUACAAGUCAUCCGAUGUGCAGAAAGUGUUCUUCCUGCUGCUGUUGGUGGUGGUCAUCGGGGAGUUCUUCAGCAGCCCUGCUAUCACUCUCGCCGACUCAGCGGUGCUUACAUAUCUUGGGGAUGAAGCAGACCACUAUGGGCGGCAGAGGAUGUUUGGCUCCCUGGGCUGGGGUCUGGCUAUGUUCUUUGUAGGCAUCGCUCUGGACCAUUCCACUGCCUUCCCUGACCACCCUUGCAGACCCCAUGAGAAGGAAAGAAACUACACCAUCUGUUUUGCAGUCUUCAGUGUCCUCAUGGGUUGUGCCUUCAUCACUGCCUCCCAGUUCAAGUUUGACUACUCGGACCCGAUACCAAGUGCAGUCCAGGAGGAGGUGAAGGAGCCUGUAGACAAUGGGCCCCGUCCUUGGAAUGAACCAAAGAUACCCUUGCAAGAGCACAAGUCUCAGCGGCAGAAAAUUGAUGAAGCCAUUGGGACUAUCAAAACCAAGAUCUUUGCCCAAACUAUGAAAGAGAUGCCCGAGUGGUUUGUGGUUCUUAAAGAGUUUAAGAACCUGCGGUGUGGAGCCUUCCUCUUUGUGGCUUGGUGGAUGGGCUUUGGCAUUGGUUUGAUCUUUGCCUUCCUCUUCUGGCAUCUCCAAGACUAUGGAGGUACUCCCACUGUGUUUGGUAUUGCCAGCAUCAUGAAUCACAUAUCUGAGAUUUUUGCUUACUUCUUCAGCUUCAGACUUAUUACUCAAAUUGGCCAUGUGAAGGUCCUGUGUGUAGGGCUGACUGGAAAUGUCCUGCGUUUCCUCUACAUUUCCUGGAUGAGGAAUCCUUGGUGGGUUCUUCCCUUUGAGUUUAUUCAGGGUAUCACCCAUGCAGCAGUGUGGGCUGCCUGCUGCUCCUACAUCGCCCACAAUACACCUCCCCACCUGCGCUGCUCCUCACAAGGUGUCCUGCAGGGCAUCCAUCAUGGCUUUGGCAGGGGCUGUGGUGCCAUUAUUGGAGGCAUUUUUGUCAACUUCUUUGGGACUUCUGUUGUGUUCCGUUCGUAUGGUAUCAUCUCUCUUCUCAUCUUGGGUGCCUUUAUCUUCAUUAACUUCUACCGAAAAGAUGUUGGAUUCCAGCCUGACCUGCCACCUGAAGAAGAUCCUCAUGAGAUGGCUGAGGAAGGAACAGCUCUGGCCCCACAUGGUGUCCCAGCCAACCCCAUCCCUAGAGCCCUGAGCUCCCAGAAACUGAAUGAAGGGGCUUCUGAUGCUGGGUAUGGUACCUAUAAUGCCACAAAUGGGAUGUUAGAUAUACCAGGUGGAGGUGGUGCCCCCACCAAUCCCUUCCUUCAGGGUGGUGGGGAUGGAGGAAGUGGUGGUGGUGGUGGUGGUUACAACUACUCCACAGACACCCAACCAACUCAACCACUGUUCUCUGAAACCAAUCCCUUCCGAAAUUACUUCACCAAUCCCAGUCCCUUCCCUAGCAAGGACUCCCCCAUCAACUCCCCUGAUCUCAGCCCUGACUAUGAGAGCAUCAAACACAGGUUCCAGGCAUAUGAUGAUCUGCUGAGUGGAAGGAAUAACAUUAAGGAAGAAUUGAAAGAGCCGCCAUCGAGCAAGCCUGAGGCGGGUGUGGAGCGUGAUCCCCAGCUCAGGACAGCCUUGCAGAACUAUAAUUGGUAGGCUGACCCCUUGUUGGGCCUUGCCCCCAGGUUAGCCAUUGAAUGACUGGUAGGAUGCAUAAUCAUAACAGUUAAGUAGAACCUAUUGGUAGACAUACAUAGCCUCUAAGAGAUGGUAACACAAAACACUAGUAAGAUUCUUGAAUACUUAAUUUUUUCCUAGCAAUACACAAAUCAUUGACUUCAUGAAUUGAUGAUAUUAAGUGAUAUUAAUCAAAAUAAGAUCAUGUAUUUUAUCAUUUGGCUAAAGCAGGGUGAGAACACAUAUCUCCCAAUUAUGAUCACGCUUAGUAACUGUUAGUCACUCUUCAAACCUGUGGACCUCAGUAUUGCUAGCAUUUAAGAGUGUAAGGCAACAUACCACAAGGGAGUUAAACGAUGGACAGUUACAUUGAUACAAAAAUGGUUGGACAUUUUAUUUGUAUUAGGACACCUUCCUAAUGCGUCUCAUGACCCAUGCCGGGCAGGGAAACAAGGAGCCACACAACAAGUCACAAACGAUCAUGUCAUUGUAAAUACAUGUCCGUCAUCAUUGUAACUAUAGAAGCACCCACACCGUAGUUGUCUCAUUGCACUCAUUUAACGGCCUAGACAAGUGUAGUGACCCGUGGUACCCUUGUGGUGCAGGAUCCUCCUCCAGACAAGUAAAAGACACACUGGGAGCCAAAAAGAGAAUGUCUACCUGUAUGUUUUCAUUAGAGUUUGUUUGAUUUUCCAAUACAUUGAUAGUCAAAUGCACUGUUGCAUUGAACUUAGUUGUUCUACUGCAAGACAUUUUUUUACAGCAAUAAAUGUAUAUCGUAUAUUUUUGGGAUGGCAAGCUUUAAUUGAUAUAUUUUUGGCAGAAUAUUUCUUUUAAAUAAUGUGAGAUAUUUUAUAAGAAACAUUGUAAAUUAUGUAAAUUAAACUGUGCAUCUGUGGUUGCAAUAUUUGAAGUCUAUAAGGGAAUACAACAAUUACUUAAAAAGUUAUCAUGGUUUUAGAAAAUUACCCCAGGAAGCUGUGGGUUGUAGUAUACUUAUAUACAUACAUAUGUAUAUCUUUUCUUUCAUCAGAUUUGAGCUUUCAAGUAAUGCAUUGCAGUGUACAUAGAUGAUGCCUUUGUUAAUACAGCUUCAGAGUAAUGGAGUACCAGCCCCCUGCAUGAACAGACCCAGCAGUGUGUGUUGCUGUGGGUCUUGGGGCAAUGUUGUAACUACAUAAUUGUUUUCAUGGGGAAAGUUAGUGCAAGUCUUAAAUUUGUGCCAAGACCUCAUAGGUUUGUUGCAUACCUGCUGGUCUUGAUGUUUAGAGAAUUAAAGACCAAAUAGAUUUUCAAAACUGAGGUCAUUUAAUCAUCUGUCAACAAUUUAAAUGGUUUGUAUUUCCACAUACUUCUCGUAACGUCAUCUAUCUGUAUCUGUAACCUCUAGCUUUUGGCUGAGUGGUAGAUUCGUGUCGAAGAGAAGAGCAGGAAAAGUCGUCACGUCAAAGUACUUCAUAUGUUAAAGUUUGUUGACAUGAUAACUAGCCAGAAACUUUUCUUGUUCCUUGAUGGUGGUGGUUCUCCUUUUCCAUGUGUGUGUGUAUGUGUUGGAGAUGAGGGAUUGUGUGCUCAGAUGUAUGAGGUAGAUAAUUCAUUCUUCUUGGUGCCAGUCUCACAAUAUACAAAGAUAAUCCUUGAGGUUAUCAUCUGCACUAUCCCUCUAGGUAGAGGAGGCCCAACACUGCUGUGGCCUUCCCCUAGUCUUAAAGUCUUAAAGCUCUUUCCUUUUUAGGGAAAACAAAAAUGACAGUUAAUUGAGGUUAUAACCUUGAAGCAAUACUUUUUAUUGGACAGAUCUAUAAGUCUCAAUUGAUUGCUUUUACUACAAAGAGAAAAAUUAUGGGCAAAUCAUGUUGCCUUAACCCUGACAACCAGUGUGUUGCCUUCCUUAUGGUGUUCCUGAUGUGUCAGUUGUAGUGUUUGCACUCUUGAGUAGUGUAUGUGCUUGCACAGGGACAUUGGCUAUGCAAUGAUUGCUCAGACAAUACAAAACUAAAGGAGAGAACCUCAUUGAUUCCUAAAAUUAUAAUAGUGUGAGAAGUGUACCAAGUGGUGAAAGUGUCUACAUAAAACCAGUGUGACAGAACAGAACUUGCCCAUGUAUCAUCUUCCCAAAGCCUUACUCUAAACCUGUGGCUUUGGGUGGGGGUGGUGGAGCAAGACAAGACAUGAGAGGAGUGUGGGUUCCUUCACUAUUAUCUUGUAGCAUAAUGAAUGUAGUGCUGAAGUAUCUCAUAAGUGUUGACAAAUAAAACAUAUUAAGAACCUUAUUAGUGCAGAGGACUUAUCUUGUAAGGUUGUUGAUUCAUAGUAUUUCAGUAUAGACAAGUAACUUUCCCAGCAAUCACAAACAAUUUGCCAUGAAAACGAGAGUUACCUAGAUGUGCAGACCAUUUGCCUUGCUGAGCGUCACUAACAUAGUAAUGUUAUCUUGUCAAAAGUAUAAUUGGUGGUACAUUCAGUCAAGGAUCAAAUGACAUGUAUGUUAUCUGUCUUGUUGAAUAUAUAUUGUGUUGUUUAUUGUGGUAAAGCGAGAUGAAAGUUGAAA
This is a messenger RNA of Portunus trituberculatus (swimming crab), 6211 nucleotides long. It is a transcript of the gene jef, whose product is annotated as major facilitator superfamily domain-containing protein 6-like. The record is from RefSeq and is a predicted model, not a curated record. Lineage: Eukaryota; Metazoa; Arthropoda; Malacostraca; Decapoda; Portunidae. Gene Ontology annotation, cellular component: membrane.